AUGCUUGCCGCUAGUACCAUUGCGGCCUCAUCAGCAUCCUCUCAUGCGAGUUGUCUAUUAUCGACAACAACAUUCUUGACAAAGAUUAGUGGAGGAGGAUCGGACAAUGUGAUUUUUCUUGGCAUGAAACCGAAUACAAAACCGUGUUCUAGAGGGUUGAGGGUUAAAGUGAAGGUGGUUCAAGCACCUGAAAAGAAUAUGAAUGGCUACGUUUACCGGCAAAACUUCACAGUUAAAUCGUAUGAGAUUGGCGCUAAUCGGAUGGCAACUAUGGGAGCAUUGUUAAAUCAUUUACAGGAUACAACUGUUGACCAUAUUAAGGAUGCUGGGCUGCUGGACGAUGGAUUUGGUUCGACUCUAGAGAUGACCAGAAGAAAUCUAAUAUGGGUUGUUGCUAAAAUGCAUGUUCUCGUGGAUCGAUAUCCUUCUUGGGGUGAUGUAGUUCAAAUAGAAAGUUGGUUUGGUGGUGCAUCUGUAAAGAAUGGUAUCGCAAACCACUGGAUUCUUCGUGAUGCCAAUACUGGUGAAACUCUAGCUCAAGCUAACAGUGUGUGGAUUAUGAUGAAUAAAGAAACAAGAAAAGUGUCUAAAUUUCCAGAGGAAGUUAGAGGUGAAAUGGCGCCUAUUACUAUGGAUUAUUGCAUCUCCGAGGACAUUAAACUCUCAAAGCUUCGAGACAACACAGCUGAUUUUGUCCAGACUGGAUUAACUGCAUGGUGGAGUGACUUAGAUUUAAACAACCACGUGAAUUUCGCCAAAUACAUUGGAUGGAUUCUCGAGAAUGCUCCAAUGCUAAUCUUGAAAAAUCACGAGCUUUUCGAUUUGGCUAUGGAGUUUAGGAGGGAAUGUGGAGAAGGUGACGAGCUUAAGUCUCUGACAACAGUUACUGUUGAAACUGAUGGUAACGCUGAAUGUCAACACAUGCUUCAACUUGAGAACGGCAUUGAGGUUAUGAGGGGAAGAACCAAAUGGAGGCUGAAGUGA
Messenger RNA from Papaver somniferum (opium poppy), 984 nucleotides. RefSeq names its product palmitoyl-acyl carrier protein thioesterase, chloroplastic-like. The transcript has 6 exons. Lineage: Eukaryota; Viridiplantae; Streptophyta; Magnoliopsida; Ranunculales; Papaveraceae. The coding region runs from base 1 to 984 and encodes 327 amino acids. The record is from RefSeq and is a predicted model, not a curated record. Gene Ontology annotation, biological process: fatty acid biosynthetic process. Gene Ontology annotation, molecular function: fatty acyl-[ACP] hydrolase activity; acyl carrier activity.